AUGAUCGCAGGUCAGAAGCAGAAGCAGAAUAUGGCGGCAGGAUCACCUCCUACUCACCCAGGCUUUGGCACCUCUGGGAAGAGCUUCCUCAUCGACAACCUGCUGCACUCUGCAUUGCCAUCCUCUUCCUCAACCUCUUCCUCAUCCUCUUCCUCGCCCACCUCAAAUGGACCAACAAGUGGGCUCUUCAACGGGCUCCCGACCGGCCCCCACAGGAGAACCUGGGGCCCUCAGCAUGUUGUCUAUGAGGGCCAGAGUAAAAACUGUGAACGAGUCAAAGACAGAGGGCUUCCUCCUCGGCCAAACUCAGGUACAAUGGCAUAUAAUACACUACAUGAUGAUAGUAUUGUAUUAUAUUAGUGAUUGUGAGAUCUAGUGUGUAGGCCCUUGAAACCAUACAUGGGGAAAAUGUGAUUUGAUUUUGUUUGGUGUUUACGAUUUAUAUAUACAUAUAUAUAUAUAUAUAUAUAUAUAUAUAUAUAUAUAUAUAUAUAUAUAUAUAUAUAUAUAUAUAUAUAUAUAUAUAUAUAUUGUCUAUUUAAAAUUGAUACGCUUUAGAUUAGACCAAACCAGUUAUUUUGAUUCUGUGCUCUCCCUCGUGAAAAUACAUGCAACAUGAUUUGAAACAUUUAGAAUCAGUCUAAAUGAAAAUACAGAAAAUACUUAUUGUUCAGAACAAAUCCUAUUUAUAUAGAUUUCUCAUUAAAAAGACACAGUAAGGAAGUGUAACCACUUCAUCCUAUCAAUUUAUUCUUCCAUGCCUUCAGUUCAAAAUAUCAGAUACAAAUUCCAUUUGCUAUAUUACCAUUUUGGUAACACUUUAUUUGGAUAGUCCAUCUGCAGAUGCUCCACUAACUAUCAGUAACAUUUCAACUAACCUUAAUCCUUAUUCUAAACCUAACUUAUCAACAUAUAGUUUUGUUGAUAGUAUGACCAUCUGUAGAGCAUCUACAUUUUAGUCAUUUAGCAGAUGCUCAUAUCCAGAGCGACUUACAGUUAGUGAGUGAAUAUAUUUUUCAUACUGGCCCCCUGUGGGAAUCGAACCCACAACCCUGGCAUUGCAAGCACCAUGCUCUACCAACUGAGCUACAUGGGAGGCUACAGAUGGACUAUCUAGAAAAUAAAGUGUGACUGACAUUUUCUUUAUGUGUUUUACUUUUAACAAAGUAAAUACAAUUCAAAAAAAUUAGAAACUUUAUCUUAUCUGCAGGUUAUGAUGUAUAUUUAUUACAAAUAAUACCCAUUCUAAAAGAUAACACGUAGUUAUACACAUGGCAAUAACGAAAGUCAAACAUUUUAGUUUUUACAUUUUAGUUGCUCCUCUAAUGUUUACCGUUUGACUACCCAAAACAUGCAAUAUGUAAUGUUUUUAUUGAAUGAAUGGAUUUUGUUACCAGAGAAAUGUAUAAGCUUCCAUCUCAAAUCAAAUCAAAUUGUAUUGGUCACGUACACAUAUUUAGCAAUGUUAUCGCGGGUGUAGCGAAAUGCUUAUGUUCCUAGCUCCAACAGUGCAGUAAUACCAGACAAUACAAAACAAUACACGCAAAUCCAAAAAAAUUAAAAGAAAGGAAUUAAGAAAUAAAGAAAUAUUAGAACAAGCAACGUCAGAGUCCGGAAUAUAAAUAUAUAUGUAUAUGAUCAGUAUGAAAAUGUAUGCACUCACUAACUGUAAGUCGCUCUGGAUAAGAGCGUCUGCUAAAUGACUAAAAUGUAAAAUGUAAAUUGUGUGUAUAGACAUUAUGGACAGUAUAUGAAUAGAAAAGGUGUGUACAGCAGAGGUUUUAUAGGAUAUGCCUUGACUAGAAUACAGUAUAUACACUGAGUGUAUAAAACAUUAGGAACACUUUCCUAAUAUUGAGUUGCACCCCCGUUUGCCCUCAGAACAGCCUCAAUUCGUCGGGGCACUGACUUUAUAAGGUGUUGAAAGCAUUCCACGGGGAUGCUGGCCCAUGUUGACUCCAAUGCUUCCCACAGUUGUGUCAAGUUGGCUGGAUGUCCUUUGGGUGGUGGACCAUUCUUGAUGCACAUGGGAAACUGUUGAGCGUGAAAAACCCAGCAACGUUGCAGUUCUUGACACACUCAAACCGGUGCACCUGGCACCUACUACCAUACCCUGUUCAAAGGCACUUAAAUAUUUUGUAUUGCCCAUUCACCCUCUGAAUGGCACACAUACACAAUCCAUGUCUCAAUUGUCUCAAGGCUUUGAAAUCCUUCUUUAACCUGUCUCCUCCCCUUCAUCUACACUGAUUGAAGUGGAUUUAAGGGAUCAUAGCUUUCACCUGGAUUCACCUAAUCAGUCUACGUCAUGGAAAGAGCAGGUGUUCCUAAUGUUUUGUACACUCAGUGUACAUAUGAAGUGGAUAACAUCCACCAGUAGUUAUAAAGUGAGAGAGGCACUCUUAACUGCACCAUUAAGUAUCUCUCCUAUUCCCUUUGAGCAACUGUACAGAAUAAUGGAACAUGUGGGGAAAAUCUACCAGGAAACUCCAGUAUAUAAAAUCCAGUAUAAUUAAGUGUGUGGGGCUGGGGGAAGUAAUACAAUCCACUUAAAGAGAUCCUGUCUUUCACCUUAUAUGUCUCUCUGCCCAUGUUAUUUUUUACUUUAACUCUUCCCCUCUCUCCCUAUUCUCUCUCCCUUUCCCCCAUAUCUCUCUCUCCCCCCCUCUCUCUCUCCCUCCUUCCCCCCUCUCCCUCUCUCUCUCUCCUCUCUGCAGGCCUGUUGAGCAGUGUGUUUCUGCGGGGCCCUCAGUACGUGCUGGCAGCAGUGUGCUGUGGUGGGUCCAGCCCUCCACCUGUCUUCUCCAGUGAGUGUUUAAUACUUCAUCAGCGAUGCCUCAGCCCCUCUCUCAGCAUUAACAGCAGGGUCUCCCAUACUCUCUACGGCUAAUUACUGAUGCAAUGCCAAGCAGCUAAUUCUCCACUCAACUCUCUGCACUGCUAUUCAUGACCAUUCACGGCUAUUUAGACCAUUUAGGGGUGGGGUGGGAAGGAGGUUGUGGAGCGGGAGGGGGGGUGCAUUUAUGGGCAUUGAGGCCCCCAUUUGCACUCAUAUAGAUACGCACACUGGUUCACUCAAAUAUGCAGAGCAUCUCGUCUCUGUUAGAUUAGGACUGUAAUGACUAGUGGUAUGCCACUGUAACAUCCUGUUAUUGGUCUCUGUGUGACAUUCGUAUUGCUUUCAGUGAGCUGAGCCUCAGCACAUAGGACCGUUUGGCUGAUAGUUGGUCCAACUGUGAUAAUUGAAUCAGUGUGACCAAACUGCUAAUGUUCCAACCUGCCAAAGGAGGGGAUUGUUUGUGUUUAUGAGGCUCUUAAAAUGAUUUAGUGUAGCUGAUUAUCAGAAAACAUUUCCAUGAAACCAGCAUCUAUAUGGAUUUGAGUUGUGUUAUGUAAUUGGAUUUAUUGUAUAAUCUGUAUUAACCUUUCAUAGUGAAAGUCUCAUGAUGAGGGAAGCAUUGAUUUCUCCUAACUUCUGUCAGGGUUGUGAUGCUAGUUGCUAGGUCCUUUGACUCCUGACAAGUGAGGCAGCAAAUAUAAUCCCUCAGUAGACCCCCCCCCCGGUUCCCUGAACCCUCUUAGUGGGCUGACACUUUCCCACAGUGCCCAGCAACAGGACAAUGCCAUGCCCAGCCGUGACCAAUCAGCACUUUCACUCCCCCAUCCACACACGACCCCGCUGCAAUUUUUCACCGCAGCAAUGAACUCUACAAAGCACAAAAACACAGAAAACAGCUAUUCCUCUGCAGAAAGGGGGCUGCCCACUAGCUCUUUGUGUGGACACAGAACCCAGCUCCUCAACUCCCUCCUUUCUCCUGUCACCUCACUCUCAUUCCUGUCCAUUUAAAGCCCCCUGACUGGAACAUAAAACACUCAAUGUAAGUGUAUAGACUUAUUCGAGCUCAUCUUCCCAUAGAACCGGGCCCAUACCUGCAAGAGAAAAUAUUUAGUGAGGAGCGCUGAGCCAGUGAGUUGUGUUCUUUCAAUGAACAGCCUUUUUGGCAGGUCCCUCAGGGUUGUGCACUCAGACCAAGAGAGGGGGGACACACACGUAGCCCCCGGGAGUGACCUGUUAAUCGUCCAUUUAAGUGGAAGCAAUUGAGGCCUGAGGAGCGCAUCUAAACCGGUUACUCGCACCCCAGAGGUGGUCUGGUGGUCUGGUGGUCUGUGUGCAGAUUUGUCGUGCACCCCAGAGGUGGUCUGUGUGCAGAUUAAAAAGGCAUUGCUCAAUGGGAUUUGGUAAAAUGUUCCACUUGACUCUUGUUGUGCGUGAGUGAGGCAGCGUGGGAUUGCUCUUCACCAAAUCUCUUUCUCCCUGGUGAAAACUGGUCUCCAUUCUCUCUUUAGUCACCCUCAUUUUGUUAAAUUAGACAGAUUGAAGCAAAGUAAGUAGUGGAGAGUAAGUGUGUAUAAGAUUGACAGAAAAUGGACACAAUCCAUGUAGAUAGUGAGUGAGGAAGUAAGCCAGUUAGUAGAUGAGUGAGUCUGCCUUUUACACUGAACAAAAAUAUUUAUCUCAAAUUGUGUGCACAAAUUAGUUUAUAUCCUUGUUUGAGCGAGUGUGCAAUUGACAUGCUGACUGCAGGAAUGUCCACCAGAGCUGUUGCCAGAUAAUUUAAUGUUAAUUUCUCCAACGUCAUUUUAGAGAAUUUGGCAGUAUGUCCAACCGCCUCACAACCGCGGACCACAUGUUUGGAGUCAUGUGGGCGAGCGGUUUGCUGACGUCAACGUUGUGAACAAAGUGCCCCAUGGUGGCAGUGGGGUUAUGGUAUGGGCAGGCAUAAGCUACAGACAACAAACACAAUUGCAUUUUAUCAAUGGCAAUUUGAAUGCACAGAGAUACCGUGACGACAUCCUGAGGCCCAUUGUGAGGCCCAUUUUUUAAAGGUAUCUGUGACCAACUGGGGGCUCCCGAGUGGCGCAGCAGUCUAAGGCACUGCAUCUCAAUGCUAGAGGUGUCACUACAGACCCUGGUUUAAUUCCAGGCUGUAUCACAAUCCGGCUGUGAUUGGGAGUCCCAUAGGGCGGCGCACAAUUGGCCCGGGGUAGGCCUUCAUUGUAAAUAAGAAUUUGUUCUUAACUGACUUGCCUAGUUAAAUAAAGGUUAAAUAAAAAAAAAUAUAAAAAAAAUAUCUGUAUUCCCAGUCAUGUGAAAGCCAUAGAUUAGGUAGGGCCUAAUUAAUGUAUUUCAAUUGACUGAUUUACUCAUAUGAACUGUAACUCAGUAAAAUCUUUGAAAAAUGUUGCAUACUGCGUAACAUUUUUUGUUAAGUAUAUAAUCAGUAUGACGAUGUAUUCAGUGCUUUGGACUGGACUGGAUAUGAUAGCCAGAGUAAUAAUGCAUUUGAAUACCAAUCUGAGCAGAUCAUUUGCCCAUUCAUUAAUUUGGAUGAUUUUCUAUUUCAGUCCACAAAAUGCUUUCUUGUUAUUGACUUCAUUCACAUUACAUACAUUUCCAUAUUAAAAUAUUGGUAUUUGUAUCUUUAGUAGGGCAAUGUGCCAUUGCAUUCAUGCAACAGAGAACAUCCAUAAUAACACAAUGCAAUAAAUUACAUUUGCCUUUCCUCAAGUCAGGUUAUUUUUAGCUGGAAUACAAACAUUAAUAUGAAUGAUUCUGACCUCUGACCUUCCAGAGGGAGCCAAUAUUCUGAUGUGGUCCCCGGAUACGAGUCCCAAAUCCCGGCGAGGGAUCCUGAGGAGGGCGGUGUUCUCUGAGGAACAGAGGAAGGAGCUGGAGAAAACAUUCAAAAAACAGAAGUACAUCAGCAAGACAGACAGGAACAAACUGGCAGCAGAUCUCAGCCUGAAGGAAUCCCAGGUAGGAUACCAUAUGCUGUAUCUACAGUCUAGGUCGGAGAUCACCAUUACAACCCCAUUUUACAUCCCAUGCUACAUCAUAUUUUUUCUCAUCUCACCUCCUCAUUGCAUGCAAACACAUCUUACUGGGUCUUACUUGGGUGCUCCAGCCUAGAUUUAGUAAAUAUCUAGAGUCACUUCUAUUGUAAGUGUCCCUCAUCUUAAAAUGUUAUUACAAUACUGCGAUCACUACUGUGAUAAUUGUAAGAAGUAGACCAAGAUGUCAUACGCUCUAAGCUUUUGUCUAAAGUGCUGGGAAAGUGGUCAACAUUUCAGUUGUUUGUAAAAGUUGACAGAAAAUGUAGUUGAGGCGGUUACUAAAACAGCUGUAACGUUUGAUUGGUAGAAGAUAUUUCUGUCUGAUUUUACAUUUGAAAAGCAGAGAAGUAGACUAAGAUUGCAUAUGCUCUAAGUGUUUGUCUAAAUUGACUUCUUACCUGUAGAGAAUUAUAAUUGUGGCACUUCAAACAGACUGAGUUAACAGAGAUAAUGCUCCCUGCUGUAUCAUAGACUUAGAUUUGACUAAACAAAACGACUGGCACCUCAAUAUGAACCUCUCACUGACCUGUGUGUCUACUGUAGGUGAAGAUCUGGUUUCAGAACCGGAGGAUGAAGUGGAGGAACUGUAAGGAGAAGGAGGCCCACAGCGGCCGCUCCCCCAUGGAGGAGCUCAUGUCCCGGGGCUGCAACCAGGAAGAGGAACGCAAGGGGGCACCAGAGAGCACGGGCACGCCAUCAGACAUCUCACCAUCACAGCAGCGGGACACGGACACAGGAGUUACCACAGAGAAAGAGCCAUGCAAGGAACCUGUGACUUUGCUACAGCCACUGAGUCCGCACAGACACAUUAUGACCUCUGACUGCUGA
Coregonus sp. 'balchen' is the source of this 6720-nucleotide messenger RNA. NCBI's taxonomy places the organism in Eukaryota, Metazoa, Chordata, Actinopteri, Salmoniformes, Salmonidae. The record is from the annotation of a GenBank genome assembly.